UUUCCCUCGGACCACUCUAUUUACCAAUCGGAUACCUGUAACCUCAAUAUGCGUGGAGAUGGGAUACGGGCCCGGAGUUCGAUCCAUCGUUCAAGAAGUCCGCCUCGCUAGAUGUAGAUGCAAAUAUCGACCUCAUUUGUGUCCUUCCUUCGUAUGCAGAGGGGGCCGCACUAUACGCGCCUGCCAAAGGAUGGCGUUCGUAUUAUUACUAUCGAUUGCAGAUUAAAAAUGCGACGAAUUGGUGUAAAUCGAGCAGCCAUAGCUACAAGUAAUAAGGACCGGCGCAGCAGCAAUAAGCGCCCAAGAAAAGCACAAAAGGAAGCGCACUCCCAAUCCGACUGGACUUUACUCUUACACUCUUUCCUGGCUGCUCACAUCAAGCAUCCACUCCGCGCAAGAUCAACGGCAUAGCAAACAUGCGUCCCUCCUCCACCGCUCUCCUCCUCGGAGGCUUCUUGGCCACCGUAGUAUCCGCCCAAGGGGAGCAAUUCUGGACCAACGAGAAAAACGGUCGUGUGCAAGCGUGCUUCCGCGAAGGAAACGACUGGUACUUCUGCACGGUCGCUCUGGCGGGCUCAUGGCGAGACUACAAGCAAAAACUCGCAGUUGGCGAUGGCUACUACAUUCAAAUGAACGCCAACGGCAACGGCCUAGCCAACAUUACAUCGGACAAUGGAUGCUUCAAGGGACACUGCAUGCCCGAAUACGACUAUGAUGAACGGAAGAGAAUAUGCGACGUGAUCACCGACUCGCCGAAUUGCUGAAUAAGACACACACGGUGGAAUACUGUCUUAACUCUGCGAGCAAUUGCCUCCUUGAAUGCAUCGGGAUUGUGCCGAUGGAACGAGCGAUUUGUCGACCGUCCAGGGGAAAAUAAAAUAUCGCCGUGGAG
Molecule: messenger RNA, 892 nt
Organism: Trematosphaeria pertusa
Lineage: Eukaryota; Fungi; Ascomycota; Dothideomycetes; Pleosporales; Trematosphaeriaceae
Exons: 6
Coding region: 417-764 (115 amino acids)
Source: RefSeq, a predicted model, not a curated record